This is a messenger RNA of Brugia pahangi, 2724 nucleotides long. The record is from the annotation of a GenBank genome assembly. NCBI's taxonomy places the organism in Eukaryota, Metazoa, Nematoda, Chromadorea, Rhabditida, Onchocercidae.
AUGGUUGAAAAUUAUGCGAUAGAAUUGAAAAAAUUGGAAUUAGGUCUUAAUUUACACGAGCAUCAAAUUCUUGGUGUUAAACAUAUCCUUCAAUGGUACAAUGAGGGACACGGUGGAAUUAUUGCCGAUGAAAUGGGCUUAGGUAAAACGUGUCAAGCAGUUAGUGCUAUCGUUUGCUUGCUUAAUGAUAAUAAAACCGGACGGCAUAUGGUUAUUUGUCCACUUUCGGUCCUCCAACAUUGGCAAAAUGAACUGUCCAGAUUUGGACUUGGGAAACUUCGAAUUCUAACAUAUAUUGGAAACAGUGAUGCACGGAGAGUGAUUCGGGAAAAGUUGCAAAACUCCAAAGAUUGGAAUGUUUUAAUUACAACCUAUGAAAUGGUGAUAAAUGAUGAGCAGUAUUUCCAUUGGUCGUGGUCAUCAUUAUUUAUCGAUGAAGCACAUCGUUUAAAAUCAAGCAAAUCUAUUCUUCAUCAAAUUGUUCGCAAGAUGUCUGUGGAAUUUAUGGUAUUAAUGACGGGAACACCUGUGCAAAAUAAUAUUAAUGAACUUUAUUCAUUACUCUCUUUGAUUGAUACGAACAGGUUUCCGCUUCUUGACGAACAGCAAUUUGUUGCGAAAUAUCGCAACACAUAUGACACUGUUGCGGAACUUCAGCAUAUGCUUUCCAAAUAUCUUAUUCGUCGAACAAAGCAGAUGUUACGUAUCAAAAUUCCGGAUAGUUCAGAAGUUUUAUUAUACCAUGGAAUAACUGAAAUGCAAAAGAAUAUAUAUCGUGCAAUAUUGAGGAAAAAUUAUCAAUAUUUUAAGAAUGUGGAUGAUAAAAAAAGUGAGCACGCUGGCAGCAAAUUAUCAUUGCUUAAUGUGUUGAUGCAAUUACGAAAAUGUGUUGCUCAUCCUUAUCUUUUCGACGGUGUAGAACCGGAACCAUUCAAAGAAGGUGAUCAUUUAUUUGAAGUAAGCGGGAAAUUCGUUUUACUGGAUCGUUUGCUUACAUUUUUGUUCGCAAAAGGCCAUCGUGUACUUAUUUUUUCGCAAAUGACUCAUGUGCUUGAUAUUACACAGGAUUAUUUGGUAUAUAAAGGAUAUAAUUACCAACGCUUGGAUGGAAGUGUAAGAGCCGAGGAGCGGUUUGCCGCAGUAAAUCACUUCCAAACUAAUUCCGACAUAUUCUGUUUCCUUUUGUCAACUCGAGCUGGAGGCCUUGGAUUAAAUCUAACCGGUGGUGAUACGGUGAUUUUCCUGGAUUCGGAUUUCAAUCCACAGAAUGAUAUUCAGGCUGCAGCGAGAUGUCACCGAAUCGGACAGACGAAACCAGUGAAAAUAAUACGUUUGGUUGCGCGUUACACGGUGGAAGAUAUGAUACAGUGUCGUGCAGCUCGGAAACUUAAAAUGACUCAAGAGAUUUUGGAAAAAAACAAUGAUGACAGAAAAGAAUUAACAUUUGCGGAAAUUUCCGACUUGAUAAUAAAAGGUUUGAAUCGAUUGAGUAAUGAGAAAAUUGAUUCCGAAGAAUUAAAUAUGGAAGCGAUUGAAAAAUUGAUUGGUAGAACCGAUGAAAAUGGUCACUGGAUUUAUGAUGGAGAAGAACAGGAUUCCAAAAAACGAGAAUCUGUGAAGAAAGAAAGCGAUAUACCGGAAAAUAUAUACAUCUUUGAAGGACAUGAUUAUAAACAAGAUGUUGCAGUUCUGCAGGAUAUUUUAAGUGAAUCGAAAACCAUGGAACUAGUGAAAAAUACGUCGGUUAAAGAGUCUCUACCUAUUGAAAGACGAACACGGAAGCCAAUAUCGAAAGAAGAAAAUGAGAAAAGAGUCAAAAAACGAAAAGAAACAUUAGAGCGGAAGAAAAGGUUGAGAGAAGAGGAAAUUGAGCGGAAAAGAAAAGAACAAGAAGCAAGAAAAGCAAUGAAAUGGCUCAAAAAUAAUUACAAAAGUAGCUCUUUACCACUUCAAGAAAUGCAUGACAUUCAACAUGGUGAUAGUAGCACAGAUUUUGGACCUCAUUUCGUCUACGGUAGUGUUACAGAUACACUUAUAGCUCCCAAUGACAAUUCAAAUCAUGCGCUUAUCGUUCAUGUUGUGGAUGAUAGCGGCUUGUUUGGUCAUGGCGGUGUUUUUGAUGUUCUAAGAAGAAAGAGCCAACAAAUAGUAGAUAGGUACGAACUAGCAGGGAAGAUGGAUGAUUUGCAUGUUGGUGAUGCACAUCUUGUUGAGGAUAUUGCUGAUGACUUGCCUGUAACUCUUCGCAAGCAUGAAUGUGAACGAUCAAGGAAUAAUAUCGAUAUUGAUGAAGCUGAGCAAUCCACAUCUAAAACUUUUCCUCCUCGGAGGAAACUUUCUGUAGUCCUACUAGUAGCACAAGAUCAUCGUAGAAGAGGUAUAAUUGACCAAGAUAUUCUGACAAAAUGUCUCAAAAAACUCGCAUUUUAUGCGGUGAACUCGAAUAUCUUAAGUGUUCAUAUGCCACGAAUUGGUUAUGAUAAGCAAAAUAUUAGUUGGUAUGCAGUCGAGCGACUUAUUAAUCGCAUUCUUGUUUCUAAAGGCAUUCACACUUACAUUUACUAUUUUAACCGGAGAGUGAACAAUACAACUGGUAGAAACAUAAACAAAGCUCCAAAAAAGAAGCAGAAAUUUUUACCGCUGAAAAAAGGCAGGAUGAAUGAUAAAGCUGGAAGUGACUUUGAAGAAAUGAAAGGAGAAGAUAUGGAACAAGCAGAAAAAUAG